This is a messenger RNA of Phoenix dactylifera (date palm), 1739 nucleotides long. Its product is annotated as UDP-glycosyltransferase 83A1-like. Gene Ontology annotation, molecular function: quercetin 3-O-glucosyltransferase activity; quercetin 7-O-glucosyltransferase activity. The record is from RefSeq and is a predicted model, not a curated record. NCBI's taxonomy places the organism in Eukaryota, Viridiplantae, Streptophyta, Magnoliopsida, Arecales, Arecaceae.
ACUUCAAUGCAGUUCCUUGGCCUGUUUAUCCUCUUAUCCAGCAUAUGUAUAGGGACAACCAUAGCAGAAGAAACUGGACACAAUUGUUUGCAGCCAUGGGUUCACCUCAAGUCAUCAUGAUACCUUAUCCAAUGCAGGGCCAUGUCAUUCCCUUACUAGCUCUCUCCCACUCCAUGGUUGCCCAUGGCUUCAAGAUCACAUUCAUCAAUUCCGAGUCCAACCAUGACCGAGUCGUUGCUGGCUUGUCCCAGAAAGAUGGUGAUGGAGCGGAAGGGAUACAAAUGGUUUCCUUUCCGGAUGGAUUGGCACCUGGUGAAGCCCGCAAUGAUCUCCGAAAGGUGACCGAAGGCUUCUUGAGGGUCAUGCCUCGAUGUUUGGAGGAACUCAUAAACCAGAUGAACACAUCAGGAGGUGACCGGGUUGCAUGCGUUAUCGCCGAUCCGAACAUGGGGUGGGCUCUCGAAGUGGCGCAGAAGAUUGGCAUCCGGUCGGCUGCCUUUUGGCCUGCGUCUGCUGCAGUGCUCGCAAUGUUUCUGAGCAUUCCCAAGAUGAUCCAGGAUGGAAUCAUUGAUGCCAAUGGAAUGCCAGAAAGGAUUGAGACUUUCCAGCUGAGCCCUGGCAUGCCAUCUGUGAACACAAGCCAACUUCCAUGGAAUUCUCUCGGCGAUCCCGAAUCACAAAAAGGAGACUUCUUCAAGAUCAUAGUUGGUUUAAAUCAAGCAAUGCAGCCUGCUGAAACAAUCAUUUGCAACACAUUCUACGACCUUGAGUCACCAGCAUGCACCCUCUUUCCAAACAUACUGCCUAUUGGACCAUUACUCACAGGCCAACAGUUUGGAAAGGAAGUUGGGCAUUUCUGGCAAGUGGAUGCAACCUGCAUGAGUUGGCUGGAUGAGCAACCUGCUAACUCGGUCAUCUAUGUCGCAUUUGGGAGCUUUGCAGCCUUCAACCAGCACCAAUUCCAGGAGCUUGCACUUGGGCUUGAACUCUCCGGCCAUUCAUUCCUGUGGGUCGUAAGACCCGAUCUCACAGUUGGGAUAGAUGAUGCCUGGUUAGAUGGGUUUCGAGAUCGAGUCAAAGGCCAGGGAAAGUUGGUAGGAUGGUCUCCUCAACAGCAGGUACUGGCUCACCCUUCCAUUGCCUGCUUCAUUUCUCACUGUGGUUGGAAUUCAACAUUGGAAGGGGUGAAGAAUGGAGUUCCUUUCCUCUGCUGGCCUUUCUACGUCGAUCAGUUCCUCGACCAGACCUAUAUCUGUGAUGUUUGGAAGACUGGUUUGAGCACAGAUCCUGAUGACAAAGGGUUUGUUCCAAGGGAGCAGAUCAAAGAGAAGGUGGACCAAAUAUUUGGCAAUGAGGAGAUGAAGGCCAGGGCCUUGAUGUGGAAGGAUAUUGCUAAGCGGUGUACCCAGGAAGGAGGGUCUUCCUAUAAGAAUUUCAAGUCCUUCGUAGAUUCCAUGAAAGAAUGACAUGUUCAUUUGCUAAGGCACAUGAAUCUUUUGUGUUUGCUUCAUCGAACUCAAAAUUAAGGUCUGAUGAAUGUUCUAUGUAGCAUUUGGAUACAGCCAAUGAAAUGGUCUAUGUACUAAUUGAUAUUUAAGUAUCACCCUUCUUUUUUCAUUGCAGUAGAUUUUGUUUGUGAUAGGGUCUUUGAGGGAAAUACUCUGAUCUGGUAAACUGCUCUGGGGAUUUGAUUUUGGUGUUCUUGAGAUAUAAGUAAUGUAAUUGAUAGCUAGUUUAUA